AUGUCUCGAAAAGUGAUUUGUUCAGCCAUUAACGAUUGUCUCGGAUUCUAUAUCAACGAGAUAGGCGAUUCGGAUGUAACUUCUUCGCUUCUCGAUGGUGAUCUUAUCUUGCGCAAUAUCUCAUUAUCAAAGACAUUUCUGGAUACUCUCGAUCAGAGCGUAGCGUUAAGUAGAGUAUCGAUCAAAUUUCUGCAUAUUCAAAUCCCCUGGAUCGAGUUGUCAAAUAUGUACUUUUUAAUCGAAAUCCAGGGAGUGGACGUGGUAUUAAAGGAGGGAAAGUCAGUGAAAAAUCCAAAAGUGGGGAAAAUAGAAGAAAUAACAGCAGAAGAGGAAAUGGAUGAUACGUACUUGAAUAAGCUCUUAUCUCUUUUAAUCAACAAAUUGAAAGUCACAAUAUCGGACGUCCACAUUCGUUACGAGUAUCCUUCAUCCUCUAUGAAGGCAAUCGGAGCGCAUGUAGAACAGAUCCAGCUCGACACAAUCAAAAGCGACAUUCCUUCCUCUAACGCCAACAAAUCAUUUUCUCUGCAAUCCCUAUCAAUCUAUGUCGAUCCCAACAAGCGUUCCUCUCCUGGAAUGCCCUCUACAGGCGUUUCUCUUCUUCUUCAAGACUUUUCCCUGCGAAGUGACAUUCAUUGGAAUGCGUCGAGCGUGGAGGAUCGCUGGAUCUCCGCCGAGUGUCUGCAAGACAAAGUGAAAUCCUCUGUUCCGAGUGUGGAUCAGAGCGUUCUUUUGGAGUAUUUAGACAAGAAAGAUUGUCCCUUGCUGUCUUCUUCUGCGUCGUAUCAUUCUGCCGAGGAAAUGAGAGAGAAGAUCCGGAAUGAUAUGCAGGGGAAACUGAGCGAUGAAUCGACAGCGGAGAUCGUCUCGGCUUCUCUUUUUGAGCCAAUCAAAACACCGCCGCCUCGACUUGAGUUGGGCGUUCGAAUGAGUGAUACGAAAAUCUCGAUCCAUCAAAGCGAUUUGGCUGAUUCAAUCGAUUCCAUCAUCCAAACAAGAAGCGAACAAGCAACCGAAGCCUUCGGCAAAGAAGUGCAUUAA
Molecule: messenger RNA, 1041 nt
Organism: Blastocystis hominis
Lineage: Eukaryota; Bigyra; Opalinata; Blastocystidae
Exons: 4
Coding region: 1-1041 (346 amino acids)
Source: RefSeq, a predicted model, not a curated record